This is a messenger RNA of Bursaphelenchus xylophilus (pine wood nematode), 2535 nucleotides long. The record is from the annotation of a GenBank genome assembly. Lineage: Eukaryota; Metazoa; Nematoda; Chromadorea; Rhabditida; Aphelenchoididae.
AUGUCCAACUUCUAUGAAAUGCAGAAUAAUCAGCCCAAUCCUGCAUUUCGACCGCAAUUCCCGGGCCAGGUGCGCUACCCGCCUCCGGGGAUGGGAGGAAAUCUGCGGUUGUCCAAUAGUUGUAAUCCGGUAUGUCUUUACCCUUAAUUUUUGCUAGCAGCCCGAAUUUUGAUUUUUUUUGGGUUCAUUGUAAAAGUAUAUAUAACAAAGAAUUGCGCAACAGUUAUAAUCUAAAAUUGACGUUUAUCGAAUGGUCAAUGCAAACUGAUCAGUGAGUCGUAAGCCAGAAAAUUUUGCGAUUUCGUAUACGCCCUUCGCACUUUCUACAAAUUGCGCGAGAUUAUUUUGUAUUCCAAAAUUGGCAUCUUUUGCUGUCAAUAAAAAUGGUGCUGAAAACUGACAGAAAAAUUGAAUUGUAAGAAGCAAUUCAAUGUAUUCCUGUAUGAAACUUAAAAAAGUUGUCAUUAAUUAGAAAUAAUCACAAUAGUCGCCACGCCAAUAACGGUUUCGACGCGCAAACAAACCGCGUUGGCAUUGUGCCAUAGAAUAAACGCGCUUUGAAAAAAAUCGACAGCACUAGCCAAAAAGAGACGCGAUUUUGUGGGCAUGAAGAGAUUCGACUAAGUAGUUGCUUGCAGCGAUUGUUCCCGUUAAUGAAUCCACAGAACUACUCGAGUCAGUACGGGAAUAACUCCCAGCAGAAUCAGUCCCAGUUGAUGGGAAUGCUGGCAGAUUCACCUUCCUCUUCACAGCAACCUCGAUCAGGUAAAUUUCUCCCUUGUUAUGACAUUCUUCUUCAAUGAUUUCAGGUGGGAAUGUGCAUCUGUUUAUCUUCUUUGCGUUCUCAAUUAUGUGUUUAUAAUGUUUUGUAUUUGCCAUAUUCUUUUUCGUUUUAAAACUUGUAAAGAAUUUUUUCAGAGAAAAAAUCACCUGGCCCUUCUGUUUUAGCGUUUGACGGAUUUAUUUAUAGUCUUUCUAAUGUUUUAGAACAUGUUCAAGGAGUUCCACCAAUGUAUCGAGGACAGCAAACUCCGAACGUUAAUAGGACGAUGAACAAGGUCUCAAAUCCGCAAAUGCAACAUUCCUCUUACAACCAAAACUCUUAUGGACAACAACCUCAGCCUCCUCAAGGCCAUGUUCCUUCUCCUGGUUAUCAACAAAUGCAGUACAAUGGGCAGACAAGGAUGGUGGUAAGGCAGCAGGUUGUAAGUUGUUGGUUUUUUAAUUACCUGAAUUAUUUAUUUAUUUUUAGUCAGUUGAAUCUUCGCCACAGAAUUUUGCACAACCUUCAGGUCAGCGAUCGAUGACUCCGCAGCUGCAGGUAUUUUACGCUAACCACCUUAAAAUACUUUGUAGAUGAACGAUUCACCUCAUCAGCGAUCGAAUGGAAGCAGUCAGCCCUCGUCCGUGCAGAGUCAAUACAAUAACGAGGAGUAUCCAGCAUACAAUCAGCCAUCUAAUGUGAGCCUUUUUGAUUUUAAUUAAUUAAGUUUUAGGUUCAGGAUGGACAACCCCGGCCGCAUUUAGUUAGGAAUGUGAGGAUGACAGCUCCUAAUGGCAGAGGUUCAUUCGUCGCACAAGCAGUACGUUAUGCGCCGCCUCGUCCAGGGCCAGGGAAUCCACAAAUGACGGGCAGGGUAUCCGUUUACGAAUGUAAGGAUAAUUUCACUUUACUUUUACUUUUUAGGUAUAACCAAUGUAAUUCAUGUUAUUUUAGACAAUACUACGAGAAGUGAGAGUCGAAUGAUAGUUCAACAAGCACCGGGUGCAAGGCCAGAAAAUGUGAUAAUAAACCAGCAACCACCCCGAUCUCAGCAAUUCUUCCGUCCGGCGACACCGAACAAUUCUUUGCGACAGGCUCUUGGCCAUGAUGCUCAACAAAAUGUGAUAGUCAGUCAGCCCAACACGGUUGUAAGGCCCAUUUUUAAUGGACAGCCGACUUUUACCAGAAGACCGUCCGUCGAUCAUGGUGUCCCCUCCGGCUCAAUAGAAACGGCGCCGGUUGAAGUAAGUGUCAUUCGCGUUACAGUUAUUUUUACAUUCUAGGAUAAUACCGAAUCCGAAAACGGCGAAGCAUUUCCUAAAAAGGCAAAACAACCAGUCGUUGUCAAAAUUCUCAAGAAUACCCCAAGGCCACCAGCAAAAAAGGUCGGGAAAAAAGAUGGACAAAUGGGCGGAGGUCAAAUGGAUGAUGAUAAGCCGCGGUCUCAUACUCUCAUAGAUCGCAAAAAUGCUGUGGUAACAAGGGAAGUUUUGGAUAAAGUCACCCAAGCGAUGGAUCCGCCGAUGGUUCUUGAGGAAAACGUUAAAUCGGGUGUGAUGAUGUAUAUGGAGAGUCUAGUAGAUGAUCUAGUCAGAGAAACUGUCAAAGCUGCUACAGUCAGGAAGAGCAACGAAAUCAAAACUAAGGACAUUGACUUCGUACUUCGGAAGUACAAUAUUACCGUACAUGGUUCCACCGGUCAGUCAAGCUCGAAGAAAAACCAAGCUCUGGAUCAGCGGCUUGCCGUUAUUGACCGAAAUCUUAAGAAGUAA